AUGGAGGAAGUUGAUCGGCAGAUAAAGGAAAAACGCAUCACCCACCAAGACGCACAAUCAGAGGCCGUGUUCAAUAAAAUUAGAGAUGAUCUUUGGUAUAAGACGUUCUCCAGCCAAGAAAAGUCUUACGAAUCGCUCUACAGGUUCCCAUCUGAGACCAUAGUGGGGCAUAUCCAUACUAUUGGGAGUCAUGCUAAUGGGGUAUGGGAACUUGAAAAGACAUCAAAAGAAAACAAAGAGCUUCCUGCGCACAAGAAGCAGCUAAUUGAGGGUUGCUUGAUUUUCCACCAGUAUCUAGUCUCACGUGGGCUCGAGCCAAGACUCAUCAUUCCAGAUAACUACAGUAAGUUGUUCUCGGUAGUGGCGAAUGACUCAAAAGACGCGCGCGACGCAGUAAAGGAGUUCCAGCAGGCUUUGACAGCUCCUCUUUCCAAUCAAAUGGAGAUAUGGGACAAUGCAAGCACCGACCUUCGUCAACUUGGACAGCUCAUUCUGCAUGAUGGUAGCCAAGAAAAUGUGGAUGAAAUCAAGGACCGUCUGACGGAAUGUAACGAUGCCAUUCAAUGCGUGAACAAAGAGUAUGGCCUUAAGCUUUCAGAUCAUACGAUUCCUCUGGAAUAUCUCGUCAUACUGUCUGAAGAACGAAGCCAAAACCAAAUAUCCGAGGAAGUGGUAGUAUCUGCUUUUAAGGAACUCAUGGCUACGUUUGAAAAUGUCAUGGGAAAGGCAUACGCCGCCAAAGUAUUUCCUAAUAUGACACCCGAAUACACAGAGAGGACAUGGGCGACCAUCGAAAACUUGAAAAAAGACAUGGGAGUGGAAGAAACAGAGGAUAUGUCAGACAGGGGCGAAGAACAAGAAGACCCGCCUGCAACUGAUGAGGCUCCGCCUCCGCCUGCAACUGAUGAGGCUCCGCCUCCGCCAGCAACUGAUGAUGCUCCGUCUGCAACUGCAACUGCUGAUCCGCUUUUUGAACCGUCUGGCAACCUAGAUUUUCUAGACUUCGACUUAAACCCCCCUGACUACGGGCCCGCACCUACCUAUGAAAAUGGAAUCACUGAACAUGGCAAAGUUGUAGCUAUCCGGAUGUCUAGUGCCAGCGCCCGAAAUAGUCGCUUCAUUAUUAACCGUGGGACAGCCAAAACUCCUAUAUACAAAGUGUGCAAAGGCAACGUUUUCUGGCCCGGUGGAGCUGAAAAGCUAGAAGAGGAUGAAACAUACCACGUCCGAUUUGACAGCAUAGCAAGGAAGAGAAAAGUACGUGGGGAGGUCAAUACGGCAGUUGUUACAGGAUGUGUGGAAAUGCCUAUAAUGAACCCCGCCCCACCUGGAAAAAGAGCUAGGAGGCCAGAUCUGUAUUUCAGGGUGGUAUACCACUCGGACUUGGACAGAAACCCAAAUGCUAAGUCUUUGCCCUUAGUUGAAUGGCUCACGAGGACUGAGUUAAUUCAACUUGUCGGCAAAAAAAAAGCAGAAGAGGAGGAGCAAAAGUAUCUGCCCCAUCACCGAAAGCAAGUAGCUGUUUUCCAGCAGUACUUCCUCGCUGGCUAUCACCCAGACACCAGAAAGCCGCUUACAGCUCAGGAUCGACAGGAAUAUCCGUGGCUGUUUAAUGGCGUAAAUUAUGCUUUUAACAUCAAUCUCGACGAUAUCUCAUAA
Molecule: messenger RNA, 1659 nt
Organism: Periconia digitata
Lineage: Eukaryota; Fungi; Ascomycota; Dothideomycetes; Pleosporales; Periconiaceae
Source: the annotation of a GenBank genome assembly